Aspergillus melleus is the source of this 1527-nucleotide messenger RNA. RefSeq lists its product as uncharacterized. Bases 1 to 1527 code for a protein of 508 amino acids. Gene Ontology annotation, cellular component: membrane. The record is from RefSeq and is a predicted model, not a curated record. Gene Ontology annotation, biological process: transmembrane transport. Gene Ontology annotation, molecular function: transmembrane transporter activity. NCBI's taxonomy places the organism in Eukaryota, Fungi, Ascomycota, Eurotiomycetes, Eurotiales, Aspergillaceae. The transcript is spliced from 4 exons.
AUGGUCUCAAUCCACAACCCCAAAUCCCCCCCUCAAACCCUCGAUUCCAAAGAAGACCCCAAACCCUCAACCCUCCACCGCGAGUUUACCAUCGACGAAGACAACAACAAGAAAGUCGCCCGCUCCGAUGAAGACGAAGAAGGCGGCGUCUUCACGUCCACUGCUGGCGGCGACUACUCCGGGGCCCAGAAGAAGACCGAUCCCGUGGAGAUCAGCCUUGUUCGGAAACUGGACCUCUGGAUCAUGCCGACGCUGUGGGGUAUGUAUUGGCUGAAUUACCUGGAUCGGAAUGCGAUUGCCCUGGCCAGGUUGAAUGAUUUGGAAGAGGAUCUGGGGUUGUCGAGCUCGCAGUAUCAGACUUGCGUGUCGAUUUUGUUUGUGGGGUAUUUGUUGGGUCAAGUUCCUAGUAAUAUGAUCUUGACUCGAGUUCGUCCGUCACUCUACAUGGCCGGAUUCAUGGCUCUCUGGGCAAUCGUGAGCGCGUUGACCGCACUGGCCAAGGACUUCAAGGGGCUGUUGCUAGUCAGGUUCUUCCUCGGAGUAUCCGAAGCCCCCUACUACCCCGGCGCCCUCUACAUGCUCUCCAUCUUCUACACGCGCAAAGAAAUCGCCACCCGCAUCUCCAUCCUCUAUACCGGUAACAUCCUCGCAACCGCCUUCGCCGGGCUCAUCGCCGCCGGUAUCUUCCACGGCAUGGACGACCUCGCCAACCUAACCGGCUGGCAAUGGCUCUUCAUCCUCCAAGGCGCGGUCACCUUCGUCAUCGCCGUCCUCUCCAUCUUCACGCUGCCUGACGACCCGCUCAAAACCCGAUGGCUGACCCCUCAGGAACGGGAACUCGCGCACGCCCGUAUCCUCGCGGAUACCGUCGGCGCGAGACACCAGACGAGCACCUUUGCGGGUCUGAAAGAGGCGGCGCGGGAUCCGAGACUGUGGCUGUUCGCGUUCAUGCAACAUAUGCAUCUUGCUGCGAAUGGGUUUAAGAAUUUCUUCCCGACAGCGGUCGAAACCCUCGGCUUUAACACCACCAUCACGCUUGUGCUUACAUGCCCGCCAUACCUCAUCGCGGGGCUCGUCUCUGUCUUCUGGAGCUGGAGUUCCGGUAAAUACAACGAGCGCACAUGGCAUAUUACAUCUGCCAAGGCGGUCGCGAUCGUGGGGUUCGUGCUGGGCUGCGCGACGCUGAAUACCGGCGCGCGGUACUUUGCGAUGGUGGUGUUUGCGAUCGGCACGUAUGCGGUGAAUAGUAUUGUGUUGGGCUGGGUGUCGAGUACGUGUGGGCAGACGAAGGAGAAGAAGGCGUCGGCGUUGGCGAUUGUGAAUACGAUUGCGAAUGUGUCGUUUAUUUGGACGCCGUAUUUGUGGCCGUCGUCGGAUGAGCCGCGCUAUACGAUUGCCAUGUCGUCGAGUGCGGCGUUCUCGGUGGCGUGUGCGGCCAGUGCGUGGGUGAUGAAGUUCUGGUUGAUUAGGGAGAAUCGGAAGAUUCGGCAGAUGAAUGAUGAGUCGGCGUUGUAUUAUGCCUACUAG